Messenger RNA from Syngnathoides biaculeatus (alligator pipefish), 3004 nucleotides. RefSeq lists its product as uncharacterized. The coding region runs from base 240 to 956 and encodes 238 amino acids. The record is from RefSeq and is a predicted model, not a curated record. The transcript has 3 exons. NCBI's taxonomy places the organism in Eukaryota, Metazoa, Chordata, Actinopteri, Syngnathiformes, Syngnathidae.
UUUAAUGUUGAUUUCACAAAAUAAGCAAAACAAGCACAUUUGAAAUUAAAAAGAAAUGAAGCGUAGAUCCAUAUUUUUAGAUUACAGUAGAAAGUGAAUUCUGGGCGAUCUUUAAAGUGAAUUUUGGGCGAUCCUGUGUGUAGGUGGACGCUGAUGUGUCAGUGAAACGACACUUGACACGUGUUGCAAGUGGUCACGUCUUGGAAUUUUGGUGUGUCAUUGGGAGUGUUUAGUCCAAUAUGAAUAUGAUGAUGAUGAUGAUGAUUAUGUGUACAUAUAAGAUAGCUUCCUUAAAGGCAGGUCAGGUCAUAAAAAGACACAAGUGGCGUGAGGAAUACUGUUGGACAGAAGCUAUGGCUUUCAGGCUCAAGACACUGCACUUGGCGCUGCUAAUGACGUUCAUGGCAUUUCAAUGUCACGCGGCGCCCCUCGAGGCCAACGAUUGCCAGGACGCCUUCUCCAGACUCAAGUCAAUAAUGAGCGUCCUUAUCCUGCAAACGGAGCAUCUACUCCGCGAAUAUAUGGCGUUCCACGGUCUGAACUUCUUGCCUACCAAAAUGCCAGACUACGCCGUGAAGGGCUUCAACUUUUCCGAGCAGCUUCAGGACAUCUACUCCCAGAACGUGGUGUUCAACCAGCAUAUUCAGAAGGUUGAACAUUACCAGAUUGAAGACUGGGGAAACCCGGAAAACGUCGCCGAGCCUCUAUACGAAGUCAAAGGGAGUUUUCGCAGCCAUACAGCGAUUUUGAUCCAAAUGGCCCAGCAACUCUACCCGGAGGUGGUCCUGACAACUGUACAGCCUCAGCACGAGAUCCACAAUCAUGGUUGGGCUAAGAAGUCCUAUGGCAGGAAGGUCAUCGUAGGCCUUAAAAACUGGCUCGCCAAUGUCCAAAAGGUCCUGGAGGUGACUCAGGGGCCCUGUGACAACCACACUGCUGAGGCUCAGCAAGCCUGAUGGGUGUUAAAGAACUGUUAGAGAAUGUUAGCGAGACUCCAAAAUCCAGCUCAAGGAGGUAGCUGGAUCUGAACUGUGUUUCACUGCUGAUUACUGUCCUUUUCUGAAGACUUUCUGAGAGAAGCGUUGGGUGGGGUGGGGGGGGGGACUGACACCCCAGCUGAAAUUGGCCACUCUUGGGUCAUGAAGGUUUCUGCUGAGUUUUUUGGAAAAACUGUUCACAGGGUGUAUACAUAUGACCAUAAUUCCGUUCUAGAAGGUAGAUAGAUAUUUGCCACAGCUGAUUCCUUCUAACUGAGGCUGCAGACCUCCAAGCAGAAUCAAAAUCCAAAAUGUUCCCAAUUCAUAACCAGUACUUUCAAGUCAGUGGGUGAAGACCUCUACCCUGACCCCAGAAUCUAUUAUUAUUAUUUUUGCACUAUACGUCUCCGCCCACUCCUGGCGGAGUAAAUGAAGAGAUUCAGUGAAGUUGUAGAAAAAUUUAAAUCCAGAUGCAGAAGCUAGUCACAUAUAAAUUGAGUUAUGUUGAGGCUGUGGGGGGAAAAAUACUGACUGGACAUGGAACUCAGAGGGUCCAGAUUCAGAAGGGAGCCUGAUAUUUUCCACUAUGGAUUCCAACAUUAUUCUUCUAGUAGAAGUAAUUUUCCCCAGAAUAAAAUCUUCCUUGGCCCACAGGUCAACGCUCACAAGAGUUGUAGCAAGGAAUCAGAGGGCGCAGAUCUCUGUCAAGGCCCCAGAGUUCCGAGCCAGAAGCUUUGUCCGGUCUAAACGAAUCUGUCACCUUUUUCCAUUCCUCCGAUGAGGUUACUGUUGUUCUUUAGUCACUGUAAAAUAUGAUUAUUUAAUUUAAUAUUACUACUUGCUGUAUGUUAUAGUUCUAUUUUUUUUAUGAAUUAAUGUGCCAAGUUUAUAAAUAAAGUUGUUUUUUGUUCAUAAAUUUUGUUGUUGUUGCUUAAGUAUUGUCAGCCACACAUGAACAAAAUUGCACUGGGACAUAGGACAGGUUAAUAUGAAUAUUUGACUCUGUAAUAAUAAAGUAGACUAUCCUAAUGAAAAUCUCAACAAAAAUCACCAGAGAUAUUCAGUCAUCAUUUAAAUGCUUGAGGGAUAACACAUCACAUCUCCUUAUUUGACCAUUUUCCCAAGAAAAACGCAGGACAUCACAAAGCGUUUGGUAAAAACACAAGCAACAUGAGUUAGACUUCCCGGAAGUACCGGGAAGGACUUAAUUGCAUUAGUUUUUGUUGUACAAUAUUUAUAAAUAUUGAAGUCAUCAAAUCCACAAAUACAACUGUCAUUUUUGUGAGUAGAAACUGAGAUUGAAUACAUAAAAAACAUCAAAAUUGCACUUAAACAUUGAACAGCUAUUAACAUUGAUACUGUCUUGUGCAUUUAUCAGUCUUAAAAGUCACAAGCAACAUGUAUAUAUAAAUAUAUACAUCUCUAUUGUACAUGGCGGCACGGUGGACUCAGCUGGUAAAGCGUUGUCCUCACAGUUCUGAGGACCCGGGUUCGAUCCCGGCCCCGGCUGUGUGGAGUUUGCAUGUUCUCCCCUGCGUCGGUGUUCUCCAGGCGCUCCGGUUUCCUCCCGCAUCCCAAAAACAUGCAACACUAGGGUCGCGGGGAGUACUGCAGCUUAUCCCAGCUGUUAACAGGGAGGAGGCGGGGUACACCCUGAACUGGUUGCCAGCAAAUCGCAGGGCACAUGGAGACAGACAACAGUCGCACUCACAAUCACACCUAGGGGAAAUUUAGUGUGUCCAAUUAAUGUUGCAUGUUUUUGGAAUGUGGGAAGAAAACAGAGUGCCCGGAAAAAAACCCACCCAGGGACGGGAAGAACAUGCAAACUGAAAAUGAAAUAAUUUUGGUGAUCCUAACUGACCUGAAACAGGAGAGGUUUAGUCUGAUUUGACUUCAGACAGUGAGACAAAAAAAAGAAAUUUCUUUAUACAGAGUUAAACUUCGGGCUUCAAUUGUGGAAGUAUGUGUGUAUGUAUAUGCAUGUAUUUGUGUGCGUGUAUAUACAUAUGUAUAUACACACACACACA